Ipomoea triloba (trilobed morning glory) is the source of this 6719-nucleotide messenger RNA. RefSeq lists its product as uncharacterized. Gene Ontology annotation, biological process: ribosome biogenesis. Lineage: Eukaryota; Viridiplantae; Streptophyta; Magnoliopsida; Solanales; Convolvulaceae. The coding region runs from base 49 to 6270 and encodes 2073 amino acids. Gene Ontology annotation, cellular component: nucleolus. The record is from RefSeq and is a predicted model, not a curated record. The transcript has 10 exons.
CGCGGCCUAAAACCCAAAACCCUAUGAUUGCUGCUCCAGGAGCUAACUAUGGCUGAUUACCAGUCUGAACGCACGAAGAAGAUGAAGAAGACAAAGAAGAGAAAGUUAUCAAGUUCCAGUGGAGAAGAAUUGUAUCCACAGCCUGUUAAAAGCUCCCGUAUUGACAUAUCGGAGCCGGAAAAUAUUGCUCCUUUAGUGUCCGGAGCUGAAGCAGAUGACACGGAAACGAGUUUACACCUUCGAGAUGAUCCACCAUGGAGGAACCUACAGCUCAUCAUCUCUCUGCAGAAUAAAGAUAUUUCUCCUUCAAUGAAGGUGGAGCUUGCAUUUCAUUAUGUGAAAACGAGGACAAGCGAGGGAGCGGUUGGAAAUUCUGAUAGCAGUGAAGAAUCAGAAUCGGUUAGCUUUCCCAGAGUACUUGUUUUCCUCAACAAUUGGGUCCAGACAGUGAUGAUCUUGUCUGUAAAAACAAUUAGCUCCGAGGGGAACAAAAAUCAGUUGGAAAUUGCUGCUUCAUGUUUAGAUGAUAGAUGCUGGCAGGUUUUCAGGUUCUGCUUGGAGGAAUCAAAAAAGCUGCAUGUUGCAUUGAGUUUCUCAAGAGACUUCUUACGGGUUAUUCAGUGCAUUUCAAGGGAUGCAUUGUCACGUCUAAACGCUGCUUCUUUGUGCAAGGAAUCAGGGCUGAGUGGGGAGGAGUUUGAGUUUUACAGUACGGUGCUUGACUGUAUAUCAUUGGUCUUCACAUCUCAUAUGGGAAUUUCUAAUGAAAAUCUGGACUUAUGGGUUUCAGUUAUUAAUACUGUUUUAGAACUCAUCCAAAAGGUUUUUACCUUCAAGCUUGAGCACGCCAAGACUGGAAUAUUUGUCUUGCAAUUAUCCUAUUAUGUGCAUGAGGCAUUUGCAAAAUUUCUAAGGGUACAUCCAACACGUAAGAAUGGCUUCCGGGACUUUGUUGAUAAGCUUCUUGAGCCUCUGCUGCUUUUGUGGGAUUUGUUGCAUCUUCAUACUUGUAAAAGCAGUCCCCACUUGAUAAGAGAUCUAUUAAAGUUGAUUGAAGAAGUUUUGUCUCAUGGGUUGUUCCACCCAAUGCACAUCGAGGGGUUUUUUGAUCUGCAGAGUACCGCAAGGUAUAAAACAAUCGAUCAUAAAGACAUGGAAAUCCAAAAGGCAGCUAUUAAAAGUUAUCAUAGGCACUUUUUUGAUGCACUGGAGAAGACCAUAUCCAGGAAGAAUGCAUCAGCUAUAGGUGGUUUAGGAGUGCUGCUUCGCUUGUUUAUUAGUUGCAUCAGUAAAAACAGGGGACUUUCAGUUGGCAAAGAUGGUUAUACUUCUGAAAGCUCUUCUAGGAGUUCCUUAGUUUCUGGAAAAAGUCAUUGCACUUCUGGUCUGAAUGCGGAAACAAGGAAGCUCUCUUUUGACUUUUUUGUACAGAUCAUGGAAUAUUUUUUAUCAGAAUUUAAUACUUACUUGCAAGCUGAAUUAGAGGAUGGUGAUAUGCUUCUUGAUGCUCAUUGCAAACUCAGAUCUGCCAAUAAAAUACUUUUUGCAUUAAUGCAUGCAAGAGUCUAUGCACGAACAGAGGAUAUCACUGAGGGGGCGUGUCUUAAUUUCCUGCGACUAGUUUAUGAUAGGAUUAUAUCACUUUCUUCCAAAAUUAUUAGUAUAAUACAAACACCAUUUGCUUCAGAUAAAAGUGAGGUGCUGGUUUUAAUAGCAAAGGAGGUUGUUCAUGCUGUACAUUACUUGUUGGAUAUUGACUAUGAUGCUAUUGGAGAUAAUCUUGAAAGGUUAUGGAGAACAGUAUUUUGUUUUACAGCUUUUAGCUACUCUUUGAUGGAUGUGCCUGAUCAGAAUAUGCUAACUUCAGAGAUACAAAAGCUAGGAUGUAAGCUGGUCCACCUUUAUAGUGAACUAAGACAGGUGAAUACAGCCAUUUUUUCACUGUGCAAAGCAGCUAGGGAUAUGGUAUCAUUUUCUCCUGACAGAAAUAUUCAAACAUAUAAAGCUUCAUUUGCUAAUCCAUUCAGCAUGUUUUUAUGCUGCCCUGAGUUCAGGCUUUCUAUUGGUAGUGCAAUCAAGUCUGUACCAGAGGGGCAAGCUAGUGGAUGCAUUCGUGAGUUAAUAGCUGAUAUUUCAGAAUCCUUGGAGUGGAUAAAAGCUGCAUCUCUGUUUCCUGAUAAAACUGACCAAAGAAAACAAAUUCCCCAUAUAAGUGGCUUGCAAUGCUUUGAUCUACAAAUUGAACUGUUGGGAAGAAGUUUAUCUGAAGUGUAUGCCCUAAUUCUUGACUCAUUGACAGUCACCACUGGAAAUAGCUCUCUUGUCAGCAUUUCUGUAAAGGAUUUGAUGGCACUUAUAGGCACUAAUUUAAGCAGCCUGGUAUCAGAAAAGGUGAAUAGUGUUGAUGACUUCUUGUCUGUUGUUCUGGGGAGGACCCUUGAUAAGGGGACUGGAUCAGGAGAUUGGGUGAUGUCAACACACUGGAUUUUAGUCUUCUUCUUUCGUAUAUAUUUAUCAAGCCGAAGCUUACAACGACAAUCAAUCAGCCUGUUGGCCCCAAAUAUAUCAAAAAAGAUGUCAGGAAAAAUGGGGGAUUCCUUUACAGCUUACUCUGGAAGUGAGUGGCUAGAGAGUACUGGUUUGAUAGAUGAAGGCUAUUUUUCUUGGAUUAUUAAACCUUCAGCUCCUCUUCUUGCUGUUAUAAAUAUUGUUUCAGAUGUUUAUCUUCGAGAUGCUGUGACUGAUUGCUCUCCCCUUAUUUAUGUAAUGAAUGCCAUGGCUCUCCAGAGGCUUGUUGAUUUAAAUCGGCAGAUAAGAUCCAUUGAUUAUUUGCUUUUGAAGAAUGAUAAUCUCACACAUUCCAAGAUUGUAGAUGAUGCUGGUUUGUCAUUCUCCUGCAAAGAUACCCGUAAAUGGAAGAUGCUCGUCUCAGAUUUAAGGCAUGAGGCUGCUAGUCUGACUAAAUUCAUAAUGGGGUAUUUAAAAUUAGUGGCUAAAAAUCAGUUGUACAUCCCUUCAUCAGACGAUGCAUCCUCUAAGGAUAUUUUUCUCCAGCACGCACAUAAAAUUGAAGCAUGGGAUCUUGCUAUUGGCUCCUUGAAUGAGAAGUCAGUGCCAUCUGCUGUGUGGUGGAUCCUUUGCCAAAAUAUUGAUGUUUGGUGUACUCAUGCUAGCAAGAAGUACUUGAAAAAGUUCCUGUCAAUUUUAGUCCAUAGCUCUAUUCCCUGUUUAAGCACUGAGCUGAAUGAAAACAAAAUUCACAUUAAGAGAAUGGCAACUACAAGGGAAGUCAAUAUAAGUCAGAUCUCAUUGGAAGUAUUGGGGAAUAGUGUUCUAUAUGAACAAAGGUUUGUUCGCAGGAAUAUGACAUCAAUAUUGUGCCAGACUCUAGAGAAGUCUGUGGCGUCACUGUUUUCUAGUUUGGGAGAUGCCAAUUUAGAUUCUCCACCUGACUGGAGAAAGGUUGUGGAUGCACUUGAAGAUUCUUCAGCUAUGGCUCUAAGAGACAAGAAUAGGAAGAAUACGCAUUUGUUGUGGAUUGAGGCACUCUCACAUUUGUUUAACCUACCAGCUGAACAGUCUGAAAAGAAACUAUCCCCUUUUCAUAAAAUAGAGUUUACUACUUGUCAGACUGUGCUCAAUCUUUUGAGUUGGAUACCAAAAGGAUAUCUGAGUUCAAAAUCUUUUUCACGUUAUGCGACCAGCAUUCUCAACCUUGAAUGGCUUGUAGUGGGCAGCUUGUUAGGUUGGCCUGACUCACUAACUUCAUUUGAAUGUUGCGAGCUCCUAAAGCUGUUUGUGUCCUGCCGGAGAGCCUUUAAAUAUCUACUAAUGGCAUCAUUUGAGGAGAGGGAAGGCUGUCAAUCCACCCUUAGUCAUGUGCUGUCAGAUUUGUCAUUUCCUUCCAUAUGGCUCAUGAAGUCAUUGGUUACUGUUAUUGGGUUUGAAAAUGCAUUUUCAGAAGAUUUUGCUUCUCAGGUGGAACACAUGAUGUUUUCCUUGAUGGAUCACACAUCAAAUGUGUUUUGGACUGUUGCUAAAGAUCAGUUUGAAUGUGCUAUUCUCUCAUUGACAUCUGCUGAGAAGCAUUGUGAUGAAAGUCCUACUGCUAUUGAACAUCAAGACUCUGAUCUAGAUGAACAUCAACCACCUCCCAGUUCCCCUUUUAAUGAGGAUGCAUUGAAAAGUAUUGCUGUACUAGCUGAAACCUUGAACGAACACAUAAAUAGGUCACUUGACUCCUUGAAUGGAUUUCUCAGUAAAAAUAAGGAAGUUCUAGCUGUGUCUCAGGAGUUGAAAAAAGUAUCAUCCACAAUAUCCUGCUUCCAGGGCUUUCUGUGGGGCCUUGCUUCUGCAUUGAAUGAUAUGGAUGCGGAAGAUUGCUGUCUAAAUACAACAUUAUCAAGGUUCAAAAGUGAAUCUAUGUUCAAAAUUAAGUCUUGCAUUGACAGGUGUACAGAUUUCAUAAAUAAUAUUGUACAUUUGUUGCUACUUGAAGGUGAUCAGUUACAUCAAAACUUGUCAAAUGCCCAAGGUCCUACAACCACAUUACCUGCUACUGAUAUAAUGAAUGAAGGGAUUCAAACUUUUGUGUCAAUGAACUCACAGCCUAUUGGUGUGAGGGGUGACUCCAACUAUUGUGGCUCUGGGAAAAUGUCUCCCCAAAUAAAUACAGAUUUAGAGGCUCUAUUGGCCAGAGUUGGCACUGAACAAAGAUGUGUAAGGAAACCUUUACUGCAGGCUCUUCUGAAGGGAGAAAAUGCUGAAGCAGCAUUUUGUCUGAGACAGCUGUUCCUUGCUUCCUCAGCUGUCUUGAGACUAAACUUGUGGAUCAACCAUACUGCUUUAUCAUGGAGCUUGAUUCCUUACUUAAUUCAGAUUUCAGAAUCUUUGCUUUUGGAAUUUGCUAGUGAUGUUGGGGUAGUGCAACCAUUUUCUCUUGUUUGCUUAUAUGGUGUUGUAAAAUUUCUUGAAGAAUUAGGAAAAUACUUCCCUUUGCUGAAUCCUUCAUCUUCAAGGAAUUUAUACAUCAAGGUAAUAGACUUGCACUUGAGGGCAAUAGGAAAAUGCAUAUGUCUACAGGGCAAGGGAGUUACUCUAGCAACAGAAGAGACAGAAUCAAGUUCUAAGAUGCUGAAUUUUCGUGUAGAAUUUGAUCCAAUGGAAUCCCACUGGACAUACAACUUGGGUGAAUUAAAAUCUCAAUUAAGGGGCUCAUUCAGAACUUUUGUUGGAAAAGCAUCUGAAUUGCAUUUAUUAUCUGUAGUUCAGGCUAUUGAGAGAGCAGUAGUUGGGGUGCAGGAAGGCUGCAUGGUAAAUUAUGAAGUAUGUACUAGAAUUUCAGAUGGGGGAAUGGUUUCCUCAAAUGUUGCUGCUGGCAUUGAAUGUUUGAAUUUGGUUCUUGAAUCAGCAACAGGACGCAAGCGCUUAGCCUUGGUUAAAAGGCAUAUCCAGAGCUUGGUUUCAUGUCUAAUAAAUGUAGUCCUGCACUUGCAAGGCAGGAAUGUAUUCUGUAUGAGUGUUGAUUCUAGCGAUUGUUUUGCUCAUCCAGAUUCUGGAUAUGUCAUUCUUUUGUGCAUUGAGGUUCUGAUAAAGAUUUGUGCCAAGCGUGCCUUUUUUCAACUGGAGAAAUGCCAUAUUGCACAGUUAUUGCGUCUUCCUGCUGCAAUAUUUCAGAAUCUUUUUCAGCUUAAAGAAUUUCCAAGAGUUUCUACUGUUGGAGUAAUUGAUGAAUCUUCUAGAAGGGACAGCAGCUAUGCCAUCUAUCAACAGUUUCUCUUGAAGCUAUAUGCUGGUUGUUGCCAACUAUUGUGUACUGUUCUUAAGCAUCACAAGAGUGAGACUCAGUGCUGCAUUGCUCUCCUUGAUGAUUCAGUUAGCAAACUUCUUCAUUGCCUGGAGAUGGACACUGAUUCCACUGUUUUGGGAAGUCAUUUUAUAAGGGAAGUACAAGAUGGAGUAAAGUGUGCCGGUUUUCUGAGAAGAAUUUAUGAGGAGGUUAGGCAACAAAAGGAUGUUUACAACCGCAACAGCUUUCAGUUCUUGUCUGCAUAUAUAUGGGUUUAUUGUGGAUAUGGUCCACAGAAAGCUGGCAUAAGAAGGGAAAUAGAUGAAGCUUUAAGACCUGGUAUAUUUGCCCUAAUUGAUAUCUGUUCAACAGAAGAUCUUCAAUAUCUUCAUACCGUAUUUGGAGAGGGUCCAUGCAGAAGUGUCCUGGCAUCUUUGCAACAGGAUUACAAGCUGAAUUUCCAAUAUGAAGGGAAGGUGUGAGUCCUUAUGGAACCUUUGGAUCGUCCCCCAAGUGGGGGGAUCGCAUCUACGAAAGCGCUAGGUACUGGUUCCUUCAUAUAAAAGCCACUCUAGAUGAAUCAACAGUACAACUGUGAGCUUGUUGUCCACUGACACACUUUGAAGUUGGCAGCCUAUUGCCAAUACAUAAUACCAUUCUUCAAAUAGGGCUUUCACCACCCUUUGUUGAGUCCGUCCUUAUAGGUUGUACACAAUUGAAAAAGAAUGCAUAGAAUACUACUUCCCUUUUUUGGUUUUCCAGUAGUAGUGAACUGAAGAACUACUCGAGUAGCCAAAUGGGUGGUAAAUUUUGUCCCGUUGUUUGAUAAUGUUUAAUUUUCGGCUAAAGUGUCAUCCCGCACCCUGAACCAUAAGCGAUUCUUCAUACCGCACCAUGUACUUUAAUAAGUGAUUAUUCGAUCCAUAAACCA